Messenger RNA from Archocentrus centrarchus (flier cichlid), 1296 nucleotides. Its product is annotated as GTP-binding protein Rheb-like. The record is from RefSeq and is a predicted model, not a curated record. The transcript is spliced from 8 exons. Gene Ontology annotation, cellular component: membrane. Gene Ontology annotation, molecular function: GTPase activity; GTP binding. Gene Ontology annotation, biological process: signal transduction. NCBI's taxonomy places the organism in Eukaryota, Metazoa, Chordata, Actinopteri, Cichliformes, Cichlidae. The coding region runs from base 87 to 641 and encodes 184 amino acids.
ACGCUACACUGCGUACGGGCGGCUCCGGCAGAGAGGAUGCGGAGGCUCUGACGUUCUGUCCGCGGUCUGCAUGCUGAAAUCAGACCAUGCCGCAGCCAAAAUCUCGGAAGAUUGCCGUGCUGGGCUACAGAUCAGUGGGGAAGUCUUCUCUCACCAUCCAGUUUGUGGAGGGCCAGUUUGUGGACUCGUACGACCCCACCAUAGAGAACACGUUUACAAAGAUGAUGACGGUGAACGGUCAGGAGUACAACCUGCAGCUGGUGGACACAGCCGGUCAGGACGAGUACUCCAUCUUUCCUCAGAGUUACACCAUCGAUGUCAACGGUUACAUCCUCAUCUACUCCGUAACGUCCUACAAAAGUUUUGAGGUGGUCAGAGUGAUCCACGAGAAGCUGCUGGACAUGGUGGGAAACGUGCAAGUACCGAUCAUUUUAGUGGGGAACAAGAAGGACUUGCACAUGGAGAGAGUGAUCAGCUUCGAGGAGGGGAAAGCUCUGGCCGAGUCGUGGAACGCCGUCUUCCUCGAGUCUUCAGCCAAAGAAAACCAGACGGCCGUGGAGGUGUUCAGGAGGAUGAUCCUGGAGGUGGAGAAGAUGGAGGCUGGCCAGCCGCAGGGUCGGACGCCCUGCUCUGUGAUGUAGCUCCUAAUACCCGCCACACCGACCGACCCCAUCACUGUCCACCACGGGCAGAAGCGACCCGUUAGCAUUAGCCUCCAUGUUCGAUUCCUCAGACACGUCCCACCAGGCUCCAUCAGAGCUCCUGAUCCUGAGAGCUCCGCCCCCGUCGGGGAACAGCAGGGUGGGCAGGAAGCCUCAGGAUCGCCUCCUGCUGACUCUGUGCAGAUGUUUCCCAGCUGAACUGUGAACUGUAGACUUCCAGAACAUCUGCACAGAGCCAGGAGGAAGUCUGGGACUGAAAGGUGCUCCUUCAUGAAAACACGCAUCCAGACUUUAAGAAAACAGAUUUUAUUAAAUACAGUUAUUGAGCAUUACUGUUUAACUUUCAGUAGGACUGAAGAUUUGUUAAAGCAUGAAUUCUUCCUCAGAGUGGAUGAUUUAUUUUCAGAACACAGAUUUCCUGCUGGCUUUGUAGCCUGAUUAAAGUGAGAGAGCAGAGAAAGGAUGCAUGGCUGUGCUCCGUUUGAUCCACAUCCUGUUUGUCCUCUCCGUGACACUGAAGCUGCUACCUGAACUCCUCUCACCUGACCCCUCUUCUAUAUUAAAAAAUUCUUUUUAUAUGUAACAAAGAACUGUUUAUGUUUUUAUGAUUGUUCCCAUUAAAGUUGUGUUCUGU